AUGUUCACCCCACAAUCCUACCCACCCCUCCCACGCGAGCAAACCCUCUCACAACUUCCCCCGGAACCCCCCACAAACGCCCAAGACCAAAUCUCGCAUCUCCUCUCCGCAAACCCCCUCAACCGCCUCGUCAUCCUCGACGACGACCCAACAGGCACACAAACCAGCCACAAUAUCCCCGUGCUCACAACCUGGGACACGCCCACCCUAAUCGCAGAAUUUCAACGAACCCCCCCACCCCCAGGCUUCUUCAUCUUAACCAACUCACGCGCGCACCCGCCCCUCACAGCCAAACCCCUCAUCCGCACCAUCUGCGAGAACCUAGCCCAAGCCGCCGCAACAACCAACCAAACCAUCGACAUCGUCCUCCGCAGCGACAGCACCCUCCGCGGCCACUUCCCGCUCGAAGCUGACGUCGCGGAGUCUGUGUUCGGCGCCGCGGACGCGUGGGUGCUCGCGCCGUUCUUCUUCCAGGGGGGCCGAGUCACCAUCGACGAUGUGCAUUACGUCGGGGAGGGUGAGCAGCUUGUCCCUGCUGGGAAGACGCAGUUUGCGCAGGACGCUACCUUUGGUUACCGCAGCUCUAGUCUGAGGGACUAUGUGCUGGAGAAGGCGCCUGGGCGGGGCCGCGCGGAGCGGAUCGUGUCUGUGUCGAUUGGGGAUAUUCGGAUAGGUGGGCCGGCCGCGGUUUUUGAGAAGCUGAUGAGCGUGCCGAGGGGUGGGGUGGUUAUUGUGAAUGCAGUGGUGGAGUCGGAUAUGUGUGUUUUUGUGGCGGGUGUGUUGAUGGCCGAAGCAAAAGGAAAACACUACAUCUACCGAACGAGCGCAACUUUCGUCUCCACUCGUCUCGGUAUCCGCUCUAUACCUCCGAAGACAGCCAUCGAGCUGGGCCUCCCCAGCCCGAGAGAGACAGGUGGACUCAUCAUCGCAGGUUCAUAUGUGCCUAAGACGACAGCGCAGCUUAAGACGUUGACUGAUACGCGCGGACGCUCGGGGCAACUAGCUGUCAUCGAGAUGAAAGUUGAAGAUCUGAUCGUGGCCUCGCCCGAGAGAACAACACAGUUGAUCCAGGAGGUUGUGCGCGAGACGGAGCGCAAUCUACGGAGUGGGAUGGAUACGCUGGUCAUGACUAGUCGUACACUGAUUACUGGAGAAGACGAGCUGUCUUCUUUGGCUAUCGGGUCGAAGGUCGCGGAUGCUUUGGUGGGAGUGUUGCGGGGGGUUGAGGUGAGACCACGGUAUAUUAUUGCGAAGGGUGGGAUUACUUCCUCCGAUGCUGCAACCAAAGGCCUGAAUAUCAAACGCGCCAUGGUUAUUGGCCAGGCAGCGCCGGGUGUACCCUUGUGGCAGUGCGAUGAGCCGACGUCGAGACACCAAGGCGUGCCUUUUGUUGUAUUCCCGGGAAAUGUUGGGGGAGAGUCUACUCUGUGUGGGCUUGUUGAGGCUUGGAGUUGA
Molecule: messenger RNA, 1455 nt
Organism: Aspergillus candidus
Lineage: Eukaryota; Fungi; Ascomycota; Eurotiomycetes; Eurotiales; Aspergillaceae
Exons: 3
Coding region: 1-1455 (484 amino acids)
Source: RefSeq, a predicted model, not a curated record